Hibiscus syriacus is the source of this 5235-nucleotide messenger RNA. RefSeq names its product cysteine-tryptophan domain-containing zinc finger protein 3-like. Gene Ontology annotation, molecular function: zinc ion binding. NCBI's taxonomy places the organism in Eukaryota, Viridiplantae, Streptophyta, Magnoliopsida, Malvales, Malvaceae. The record is from RefSeq and is a predicted model, not a curated record. The transcript is spliced from 10 exons. The coding region runs from base 345 to 5000 and encodes 1551 amino acids.
UCCAGCCAAUGAGAUCGAACCUGACUAGAACAAAACAAAGAAUCCCAAAACAGACACUAAAUCAAAAACAAAAUUUCCCCAUAUCCCUUGUGUUCAAAUAGCCAUCUUUUUUUUCCUUCUGGAAAUUAAGCCGUUUUGAAGUUUCCGUUAGGUGUUCGGGCUUCGUGAUCGAGUUUUGGUUUUUGGUCGAAAUUAGGGUAAACCCGUCUUUCCCUUUGGUGGAUUUUAGGGGUUGUGGAAAAUGCUUGGGAGAAACCUGUGGGUUUGGAAUAAAAUAAAAUUUCGUUUGAGAACUUGGUAAUUUGGGGGUGAGAUUUAGCUUUGUAUUUGAAUUUUGUCGUUGAAUGAUUUCGUUAGGGAGUAACGAUGCGAGGAAGGGGCUAGGCCUAGGGUUGGGUGGAAGAAAAAUGGAAGAGGAUGACCUUGAGAAAGGAGAGUCUUGCUCCUACAAUAACAAUAAGGAUGAUUAUGAUGCCUCCACUGAUCCUGAAGCUGAUCUAUCUUCUCUCGCUUACAUAGAUGAAAAACUUCAACAUGUUCUUGGAUAUCUUCAAAAAGAUUUUGAAGGUGGAGUUUCUGCAGAGAAUCUGGGGGCAAAAUUUGGUGGUUAUGGAUCAUUCUUACCUACUUAUACACGUUCUCCUAGUUGGCCUCACCCAAAGAGUCCACCAAGUCAGAGCUGCAAUGCAUCCAUAUCUCCAAAAAAAACGGCGUAUUGGGCUAGUGGGUCACUGUCACGGAAGGCUGGACCACCACCUAUAAAUUUUGGAACCCUCCCUGCUUUGAAGGCAUCGUUUGCGAAAGAUUCAAUUGAACAAGAGGUCAGCAUAACACCUGCUGGUGCUGAUGAGCUUGCCUCCAGGCGUGAAUCUGCAAAUAAAAAAGCUGCCAAUAUGCCAGACCAGAAAAUAUUGAAGGUGCGAAUCAAAGUGGGGCCAGACAACUUGUCGACACAAAAGAAUGCCGCAGUCUACAGUGGUCUAGGCCUUGGUGUCUCGCCAUAUUCCUCACUGGAUGAGAGCCCUUCAGGAAGCGAAGGGAUGUAUCGGGAGACUCAAGAGGCAUUGUUUGAAUCUCUAACCAGUAUUCUUCGAUUUAUGACUUCCUUCCCACUAGCCGGUGAGGCUCUACUAUCACCUCUCCCUGAUCAUCUUCUUAACUUGAUUGUAAAGGAAAAGGCUCCGAAAGAGAAUAUAUCAGAUUCUGGGAAGGGUGAUGGAAUAUUGUUGGGAGACAAGAAAUCGAAGUCAGAGGAGAAAAAGGAUUUUCCCACAGAAAGGAAGAGUAGCAAUAACAGGGAUAUGAGGAAUGGCAAUGUUGCAGUGUCAAAGAAGGAAGUAGAUGUCAACAUAUUGGCUUGUGAGGAGCUUGUUUCAAAAACGUUGAAGCUUCCUCUCUUAUCUGAUUCAUAUUCUGCUGUUGCCAAGGUAAAGAAUAAGAGCAUAGAAAGAAACAAAGGUUUCCAUGAUGUAGCUGAGGAGUCUGUGGAGCCAAAACUUAUCCAAGAGAUUGGCUGGGAGAAUCCAAGGGCUGGGUCAGCUCUAGAUAUUGAAGUGGUAGAUCCCCUCAAUCCGAACGUCAUCCAGAGAGUGACUUCGCAUGAGCAAGACACUAUGAAGUUGCCUUCUGCAAAGGAGCAUGCCUCGUCUGGUAGAAAAAGAAAACCAAAAGGUAGUCACAGUAAUGCCAGUCCAGAUGCAGAGGGAGCAAAAGAAAGCUUGAGGGUGGGUUUGUCUUUGGUGCUGAAUAGUAAGCAGACUGCUCAUGCGAGCAAUUCUACGAACAAAAGGGAAUCAGGAGGCAAAAAAUCUGACAGGUCAUUUCAAAAGGCUGGAGAUUUGUAUAGAGAUGUUUUUGGAGAUAUUGGAGAAUCAGAACGUGAAGAGAACCAAACAAGUUCUUUGGAAAUUCUUCCUGAUGAUCGGCCGAAGAUAGCUGAUAAGAUUGGAAAAAAUACAUCAGCCAUUAUCAAUGGGCAUAGUGAUAUAUUAAGUGUUAACAAAACUGAGGGUGUAAUGGUAAAUGAAUCGAGCCCCAGAGCAACUAUGGGUGCACAUUCUAUCUCAGCAAAUGUGAAUAUUGCCAGACCUUCCCUUGCAACUGCUGCUCCUGUAUUGAUAAAAGAAAAUUGGGUUUGUUGUGAUAAGUGCCAGAAGUGGCGUCUUCUCCCGAUAAACAUAAAUCCGGCCGAGUUACCUGAGAAGUGGUUGUGCAGCAUGCUUAACUGGCUGCCUGCAAUGAAUCGCUGCAGUGUUGAGGAGGAAGAAAGUACAAAAGCUGUUUUUGCAUUGUAUCAUGUUCCUGCGAAGAACAUGCAGUCAUCAACCCGAUCUGGAAGCCUGACUGAUGUGACUCGAUCUCCUGUAAUUGUUGAGCCGGAUCUAAAGCCUCUAAUCAAAUGUGAUUUUCCUGUUGAGAAACACAAAAAUAAUCAGAAAGAAAAGCAUAAAUUGUCGGAACACGGUUCUGAUGGAGGUGAUACCAAAACGUCAAAGAUAAAAGGAAAAAGGAUCACUGAUCAAGAUUCUUUAAGGCCCCCCAAGAAAAUUAAGGGUGAAAAACAUCUUUCUGGCGAAGAUUGGAUGUUUGACCAUGCUGGCAAGGGUGGGCCUAGCACAAGUAAUGAUUUGCCUAGCACAUCAGUAGGAAAGGAUCAGCCUAAACACAGUCAAAAUUUUUCUUUUAAGGAUUCGAAGUUGGAUAAGGACAGGCAACAAGUGUCUGGUAAAAGACUAAAUGAUAAAGUCCAGGUUUCCUUAACUGAUGGAUCAUUGGAUCCGAUGAAUUGUGAUGGUGUGGAAGUUUCAAGAAAGAGGAAAGUUGAUGAACGGGUGAGAAAUCACCUCCAGGGUAGCAGAGUACUUGUAAAGGAAGAGUUCAGUGAGAAUGACAACAGGAAGGAAAAGAAGGCCAGGGUAUCCAAAUCUGGAGGGAAGGAUUCUUCUGCAAGUAAAAGCAGUGGGAAACUAGAGAAAAAAGGUAAACAUACACAGAAGCACCUAAGUGGGCAAGAUCUAGCUAGCACUCUGUCUCAGCAAAGAUUAGAUGGUAUGGAUUCACUGAAAAGGGAUUCUGGAUCUGCCCAGCCUUCUUUAGCAGCUACCUCAAGCUCAUCUAAGGUUUCUUGUUCACAUAAAUCAAAAUCUGGCUUCCAUGAAACAAAAGGCUCAUCAGUAGAAUCAGUUUCCUCAUCUCCUAUGAGAAUUCCUAAUCCUGAUAGACUUCAAUUAACGAGGAAUGUUGCAGGGAAAAACGAGUAUUAUGAUAAUGGCCUUUUUGUUUCAGAUAGUCCAAGAUGUACAGAUGGUGAAGAUAAUGGUGGGAGUGAUAAGUUAGGGACAGUAAGGAAGGAAAAUACUUCAACUGCAGCUCAACAUGGGUCCCUUGAGCCCUUCUUACUUGAUAGUCAGGAUAAAUUUGGUGAUCAAUCAGGUGGCAGUAAAGCUAAGGCGCCAAUUAAGCCUUCCCCUGAUACUGGAAAAAGGCAGUUAAUGAAUGAUACUGAUGAUUAUUUAGGAGGCCAAGAGGCCCAAUUUUCUGGUAAAUCAACGACGAUAAAUGAACACCAUGAUGAGGAAACUCAAAAUGAAAACUGUAGCAAUGCCAAUGUCUCUCAUUCAAGAAAGUCAUGCCAAGGGUUCUCGUGGCCAAAAGACAGGAGUCAUAAUUUUAAAUCUGGUUCAGUUGAUGUACAGCAACAUCACAUGCCUUCAUAUGACAUAAGACCUAGGGACGGUAGAAGUCAGUUUCUAGAGAGGCCUGGAGUAAAGUCUGAUGAAAUUGAGAAUAGAUUUGUUGAAAAUAAAGAAUCUUUGGGAAAAUUGUCUGGUGAGAUUGGUAAAAGAGAGAAUGAAUCAAAUGGUCAAUCAGAUGCCAAACCAGUUGCCACUGGAGGUCAUGAUGCAAUGUCUACUGUGAAGCAGAAUCCUGUGCAGGGCAGAGACGGUGAAGAAUAUACAAAGAGGUUUCACUCUGAAAAUUCUGAUCAUGCAGAAAUUGCUUCUGAGAGAAGGAAGCCACUAUCACUACCACCCCCUGGAGGAAUUCGAAAUGAGAAGCUGACUCGUCAUCCUGAUAUGGUUUCUGGGUCCCAAAAGCAAAAUGGAACUGAUGGAUCUCAAGCUCAUGAUGCAUUCAAGGUACAGAAACAAAUAAAGAAAGCUGAUCAUCAAAGUGGGAGUCAGCAGAAUAGUUCAAGACAUACUACAGCAGGUGGACAUAUGAGGGAUGUUAGUGCCCCAAGUCCAAUGAGAAAGGAUUCCUUAAGUCAGGUAGCUAACAAUGCUUUGAAGGAGGCUAAAGAUUUGAAGCACCUGGCUGAUCGUGUGAAGAGUUCUGGAUCAAAUGGGGAGAGCACGGCACUUUACUUCCAGGCAGCACUGAAGUUUCUUCAUAGUGCUUCUCUACUAGAAUCUUGCAACAAUGAGAAUACCAAAAAUGGCGAGAUGUUGCAAUCAGUGCAAAUUUAUAGUAGCACUGCAAAACUCUGCGAGUUCUGUGCCCAUGAAUACGAGAGAUUGAAGGACAUGGCUGCUGCUUCUUUGGCCUACAAGUGUAUGGAGGUGGCUUAUAUGAGAGUUAUCUAUUCCUGUCAUGCCAAUGCAAGUAGAGAUCGGCAUGAGUUGCAGGCAGCUUUACAAAUGGUUCCUCCUGGUGAAUCUACUGCUUCUGAUGUUGAUAAUUUAAACCAACCAACAUUAUCAGACAAGGCUGCUUUUCCAAAAGGUGUUAAUUCUUUCCAGGCUGCCGAAAGUCAUAUUAUUUCUGCUCGAAGCCGUCCUUACUUUGUUCGGUUGCUCAAUUUUGCACAGGAUGUAAAUUAUGCAAUGGAAGCUUCAAGGAAAUCACGAGCUUCUCUUGCAGCUGCCAGUUCAAGUUUGGGAGGGGCUAAAAGUGGGGAGGCUAUAUCAUCUGUGAAGAAAGCUCUUGAUUUUAGCUUCGAAGAUUUGGAGGGAGUGCUACGUUUGGUACGAGUGGCAAUGGAAGCCAUUAGCCAUUAAGGAAAAAAUCUGGGUGGUAAGGAUGGUUGUAUACUAGGAGGAAAUUUGUUUUGAUGGUUUAUCCCUUGGCCAUGAUGGUCUAGAUCGGAAUAGGAAGAGGGGUUGGUCAGUACUUCCUGAUUCGAUCCUGAACACUUCCAAGCUUUCAAAUGCUUGUUUUGUAACACUCGCUGUACAUGUGUGCUAUACAAGACAAAUCUGGGAUUUUCAGUACACAUUCUCACUGGCUUCAACU